Molecule: messenger RNA, 2871 nt
Organism: Pollicipes pollicipes
Lineage: Eukaryota; Metazoa; Arthropoda; Thecostraca; Pollicipedomorpha; Pollicipedidae
Exons: 10
Coding region: 187-2871 (894 amino acids)
Molecular function (GO): protein binding
Source: RefSeq, a predicted model, not a curated record
GGCGGAGGCGGCGCAGGCGCUGCGGCGUGAGCCAGACGCGCCGCACUGGGUGUUGUACUGUGGGCAGCGUGCGCUGAGCCGGCGGGGAAGAAAAUCACAGGAGGCAGCUGAGGCGCGGCGUUCGCGGGGCCUGGGCCUGACUCUGCUUCGCUCCAGCGGCAGCGCCGGUUCUGCCGAGGAGCCGGCAUGAUCCGUCUGGAGGUGAGCGGCGCAGGAGCCUGCUCCGGCCUGCUGCACCUGACUCCCGACCGCACCGCCAGGUGGCAGGUCGUGCUCCGUCUCUUGCGCUGCGCUCGGCUGGCGCCGCUGGUGGAGGCGCUGCUUCAAUUGGCCGAGAAACACUGCAGAGAACUAUCCGAUUACGAGACAUCUCCGCACCACGCCCAGCCAAAGCCGCUGACCAAUCAGAGCCAGUCAAGCUCUGAUGAGGCGUCGUCAGGAACCAAUGGGGCGCCGUCUCACCGUGACGUGGCCGCCAGUAGGAGGGGCCUGACGACGGCCGCCGACGUCAGAGCAGACCUGCAAUAUUGGGACGGGAACCUUGCCGGCCAGCGCGCGCACCUCCACAGCGAAUCUCCCAGCGGAGAGAAGCACCACCUCGUGGAGAACCUCUCCAGCACCCGGCACGGGGAGAGCCUCCCUUCCGAUGCCGUCCAUGAGAUGCGCCCGAUGAACAGCGCGCCGGCCGACGGUUACGCCGAGCCAUACUGCGGGGAGCCACCGCCGACGGGCGGACGUCACGUGCGAGAUCCGAGCCGGAAGCCGCUGCGGACAUCAAGCGGCGAGGACGGACCGGCGGGACCGGUGGGACCGGCGGGACCGGCGGGACCGGCGGGACCAGCGAGUGCGGAUGUCGCCGGUCGGUCGGCCACGUGCGGAGCUGAUCACCACAGGCGCCGGACGGUGCCGGCUGAAGAGGGCCGGCCGGGUGGCCCCUCGUCGGCGCGCCCGACUCGCUCCACGCGGCCCUGCGUGUUGCGACGAGGUCGCGCCAUCUGCAGCACAGAUGGCGCUACCAUUUGUGAUAUAGAUGGCGCUGUCAUUUGCGCCUCGGAUGAUCCCAGCACCGGUAACAGGAGCGAGACCACAACGUGCGAGACAGGUGGCGCCACCUGCAGCCCGUGCGCACCGGCCGGUCGUGCCGUGGCAGAUGCUGUCAUCUGCCUCGCAGGUGGUGCCACCAUGUGCGGCGAAGCCAGCGACGUUCCUGCAAGCUCGGCAACAGAGGACUUCCGUGCCCACGGGGGCACUGCUGAUGAGGGUUGUGACUCUCCGCUUGGAUCUCCAGCUCCGGUCGAUCCGUGCCAGCUCCAGAACAGCUGCUACGGGCAACACCCAGCACCAGCCGCGCCGAGUGCCACGGAGGCACCAGCACAAGCUCAGGCACCGUCAGUAAAGGCGGCGCCACCAUCGCCCUGCGCCAGCUGCGACUGCGUGCACGUGUCGGCGGCGUGUCCGCUGCUGCAGCCACGAUGCUGGGUGCAGGACGCCGACGGCCCGACGGCUGCCGAAACGCUACCGCCGUGUCUGCACAUAGAUGGCAGCAUGGUGCGGGCGGGAGCGGCCGGCCUGGCUGCCUUCACGCUGCUUGGGCCAUUGCGGGGCCGCCCGGUGCGGCCCGAGCAGGUCACAGACGCGACGGGCCUCCACCACAUCUGGGAGGUGUACGGGGAGGGCGUGUUCCUUGACACGAUAGACCCUGCCAGCUCCAACUGGUUCCGGUUGCUGCGACCGGCGCCGACGCGGGCCGAACGGACGGUGGCAGUCCUCACCAGGGGACGCUGCCUGUUCGCCGUCACCACGUGCGACCUCGCUCCCGACCAGGAGCUGCUGUACUGGCAGGACGACCCCGGCAACACCUGGCAGCGCAAGAACAUGCUGAAGAACAGCUGUGGCGGCUGCAAUCUCAAGUUUGAGCACCCCUUGUUCUACCGGCGCCACUGCUCAUUAUUUCACGAGCCGGGAACCCCACUCACCAUUCGCAAGUACUACUGUAAGGUGUGCGGUGAGGCGGUGCUGGGACGUCAGAAGCUGCUGCGGCAUGCUUUGGAGCAGCACGGCGGUGCCGGCGCUUACCAGUGCCAGCACUGCGGCAAGUACUUCCGUCGGCUCGGCUACCUGGACGUACACCGGAACCACGGCUGCGCGGCCAACCCGCUGCGCACGCACCCGCUCUGUCACCUGUGCGGCACGCGCUUCUGUCAGCCGCAGAAGCUGCGCGCGCACAUCCGACGUGUCCACUCAGAGGCCGGCUCGCCGCCGCCGGAGUUCCGCUGCCAGAGCUGUGGCCGGGUGCUGAGCUGCGGCACGGCACUCCGACGGCACAUGCGUGAGGUGCACGCGGCGGCGGACGGCCGUCACGCCCAGCUCCACUGCCGCCGCUGCGGCAAGCCCUUCCAGAACCGCUCCAACCUCAAGAUCCACAUGCUCACGCACUCCGGCGUCAAGCCGUUCCACUGCGCGCUGGCAGACUGCGGCGCCACCUUCACCACCAAGCAGUGUCUGCAGUUCCACUACCGGCGCCAGCACCAGCUGACCGGCUCGGCCAUGCCUCCCAUCCGCCGCGCCGUGCCCUUCACUCUGACGGCCUACUCCGGCUCCCUGUCGGAGGAGCCGGCGGCGACGGCGGCGGCGGCGGCGCGGCGGCGGCUAACGCGAUCCGACGCCGUCUGGGAGCCGGCGGGAGCCGAGCGGCCCGAGCGGCCCGAGCGGCUCCGCUUCCCCGGCUUCUCGGUGUCACGCGACCUGCCCGACCAGAGCAACGGGCCGCGCCUGCUGCGGGACGCCUCGCGCACCGAGCUGGACAGCAUCGAACCCAGCGUCGGCCUCAUCCUGGACAUGAGCUACCGGCACCGGGCGGAGCAGACGUGA